Molecule: messenger RNA, 1582 nt
Organism: Umbelopsis ramanniana AG
Lineage: Eukaryota; Fungi; Mucoromycota; Umbelopsidomycetes; Umbelopsidales; Umbelopsidaceae
Exons: 6
Coding region: 120-1463 (447 amino acids)
Biological process (GO): peptidyl-arginine methylation
Molecular function (GO): protein-arginine N-methyltransferase activity
Source: RefSeq, a predicted model, not a curated record
UGAAAUGAUUGGAACCAAAAUAACCGUCGCAGAAAGACAAGUUCCGUCUCCGCUUGCUAGCAAUUUUUACCAAGCCGAGCAUAAGUUGGUGUCACUUCCGCAAAUCGUUCCUGUACAGUAUGUCGGCAGAAAAUUCGAAUCCUCCAUCAGUUGAACAGCGAGAUCCCCAGUAUUUUGGAUACUAUGCUCAGCUUCAGCAUCAGCAAAAUAUGCUGCAAGACACGGUACGAACGUCUACGUAUCGCUCGGCUAUUUUGCUAAACGGACCCAACUGCUUCAAAGAUAAACUUGUCAUGGACGUAGGAGCAGGAUCAGGAGUGCUUUCGUAUUUUGCCGCUCAAGCUGGCGCCACUAAGGUUUACGCUGUAGAAGCCUCGGAUAUGGCUCGCAAAAUGAAAAAACUCGUAGACGCCGCGUCCGAGCCGCUGAGCAGAAAUGGAUUCAUGAAGGAUAAAAUAGAGGUUAUAAAUGCCAAGAUCGAACAACCUGACCUUCCAAUUCCGAAAGUGGAUACAAUCGUAUCGGAACCCAUUGGUGUCCUUCUUUUCCAUGAGCGUAUGCUGGAAAGUUUUAUCCAUGCUCGUGAUACCUACCUAAAGCCCGGCGGUGCUUUGUUCCCAUCGAAAGGCGUUAUCUUUUUAGCCCCAUUCACAGAUGCCGGUUUGUGGACAGAAACAAUUGGAAAAGCACGAUUCUGGCAACAAGACUCGUUUUAUGGCAUUGAUCUUAAUUCACUUUACCAAGAUGCGAAGGACGAGAUGUUUGGAAUGCCAGUCGUUGGUCAUUUUGAUCCACAAAGUCUUCUCUCAGCUCCUACGGCAUUUGAUGGUUACGACGUCGAUUUUUCAACUGUAUCGGUCAAGGAAUUGCAAGAUAUGACAAUCCCUUUUAGAUGGGUAUCUAAUUAUACUGGUAUCAUGCAUGGUGUGGCUGGAUGGUUCGAUUUGCUUUUUGCACCCCCGCCAUAUAACACAAACAAUGCACAAGAAGACCCUAACGUUCCUAGCACGGUACUCGAGAUGUCGACUGGGCCAGCCGCAGAGCGCACACAUUGGCAGCAAGUCCGGUUCUUGUUUAAAGAGCCUUUAGCUGUUAAUGCAAACCAAGUAGUGCGUGGAUGGAUGCGCUGCAUUGUGAACGACAUGCGUAGUUACACCAUCUAUGUAGAAGCCGUUGUUGGGGACGAAGGCGGCCUGGUCGAAUUAAGUGACUCAACCAACAUAGCCACCGAUCGUAAAUUCGUAGAAGACUCAGUGCACGCUCAUCCCCUUCGAAGACGUGGUAUGUGGGAGCUUCAAGAACAGACCUACAACUAUUCAUACAGCCCCGGAAUGGUUCCACAAGAAUCUAAGCCUGAGUACAUGUGUCUAUAUGAACCUGAAGGCAAUAUGGUCAUCGACAUGGAAGGAACAACCCCGGCACCGGAUGCAUCCAAUUCAAAUUAUAUCAAUUUUGUAAAUUAGGCCAUCGCAUUUCCUAUAAACAUCGUUUAUCAUAACAGAACAAACUUCAACUAUAGUCGCAAUCGAUUUUUUGAAGCUCAUUUUAAAAAUACAAUUGUUUAUUAUUUGUCACUUAUCUU